Molecule: messenger RNA, 2076 nt
Organism: Gavia stellata (red-throated loon)
Lineage: Eukaryota; Metazoa; Chordata; Aves; Gaviiformes; Gaviidae
Gene: IFRD2
Product: interferon related developmental regulator 2
Exons: 12
Coding region: 1-1284 (427 amino acids)
Source: RefSeq, a predicted model, not a curated record
AUGCCGCGUUCCCGCCGAGCCGCGCGCCGUGGCCCCGGCGGCGCCCGGGCGGGCUCGCCCACCAGCGAGGAGGAGGCCGGCAGCGAGGUGCUGAGCCACUGCAGCAGCGCCAGCGAGGGGGCCAGCCCCGCCGAGGAGGGCGCAGGGAGUGAGGCGGCGGGUGAGCAAGGCCAGGAGGAGGAGGCGGAGGACAGGCUGAAGGAGCACAUGGACAACCUCCUGGACAAGAGUGCCAAGACGCGGCAAGCGGCACUGCAGAGCCUGCGCCUGGCCUUCUCCUCCAGAACCCUCUCUGAGUUCCUGCUGGAGCGCCGCCUCAUGCUCACUGACUCCCUGGAGAAGUGUCUCAAGAAAGGUAAAGGGGAGGAACAGGCACUAGCGGGCACCGUCCUCACCCUCCUCUGCCUCCAGAUGGGCUCCGGCCCAGAGGGGGAAGAGGUGUUCCGCAGCCUGAAGCCCUUGCUCAUCAGCGUCCUGACAGACAGCACGGCCAGCCUUGGUGCCCGGCAGAGCUGUGCCACGGCCCUGGGCAUGUGUUGCUACAUUGCCGCUGCUGACCUCGAGGACCUGGUCUCAUGCCUGUCCUGCUUGGAGGGUGUCUUCAGCCCCACAAGCGCAGGCGAGGGGGGCUCAGCACCCACCCAGCACGGCCCUCUGCACUGCAGUGCACUCCAGUCGUGGUCCCUGCUCCUCACCAUCUGUCCCCCCUCCCACAUCAAGAGCAUCUUGGACAAUCGCUGGCUGAAGCUGCCCCCGCUGCUGUCUAGCAGCAGCGUCGCGCUGCGCAUCCUGGCUGGGGAAACCAUCGCACUGGUCUUCGAGCUGGCCCAGGACAUGGAGGAGGACUUGUGCCACCAAGAUACAGAGUUCCUGCGUGCCCAGCUCAAGGUCCUGGCUACCGAGAGCAACAAGUACCGAGCCAAGAUGGACCGACGGAAGCAGCGCUCCAUCUUCCGGGACAUCCUGCGCUUCAUUGAGAGCGGGGAGUACCAGGAGGAGACCAUCCGAUUUGGCUUGGAGUGCAUGUACCUGGACAGCUGGGCACGCCAGCGGACCUACCAAGCCUUUAAAGAGGUGCUGGGCUCUGGCAUCCGCCACCACCUCCAGAACAGUGAGCUGCUACGGGAGAUCUUCGGCCUCGGGCCCCCCUUGGUGCUGGAUGCGGCUGCUCUGAAAGCCAGCAAGGUCUCCCGCUUCGAGAAGCACCUCUACAACUCGGCUGCCUUCAAAGCCCGCACGAAAGCCCGGAGCCGGGUGCGGGACAAGCGGGCGGACGUGCUGUGAUGGGCGGAGGGGGGCAGAGCCCCUGGCCCACCUGGACUGCAGACCCAGCACUGUGAGGGGCAGGUGCCCCCGCCCUCGGGCUUUUAUUCAUGUACAGCAGAGUAUUUAAUGCCUGGAGCUGCCCCGCCGGGGGCUGCCCCCUCUUUUAUUUUUUUAACCAAAAAGAAAGAAGGAUAAAAGAAGAGCAGGGGGGGAGGUGGUGGCGUGCUGCUGUGUGCCUGCUCUGCGGCUGGGGCUCCCUGUGGCAGGGUGGGAGGGGGUCUCACAGAGCUCCUGCAGCCCCUUUUGGAGGCAGGGCUCAUGUCCCCUCUCCCUGGUCCUGUGGGGGCACUGGGGUGGCCUGGCACAGCCUGAAGGGCUGGGUGGGAGGGCAGUGCUCUGCAGGGCUGCAGGACGGCUGGCCCUGGUGUCUGUGCCUGUGGCAGGAGUGCUCCCCCUGCUCCCCCAUGCCAUGCUGGGCACAGCCCCUGCUUCCACAGCUGGCCUGGCACCCAGGGGUGGUGGCAGAGCGGUGCAGGGUGGCAGGUGCUGCCCAGCCCUGCCAGCUGCCCGCUCUGAGCCCUUUUCCAGCCAAAUGCUUUAUAUGUAAUAGUCCUCUUGUGGGAAAUUAAGUAUGGGGGGGUGGCGCAGCAGGCAAGUCCCGGUGCUGCCCGUGCAGCCUUGGGGGCUGCAGCCUGGGCGGGCAUGGGGCCACGCUAGCUGGGAGUGCCUGCCACCCCAGGAAUGUAUCUAUGGUGGUGAUUUUCUAAGACUUUGAUUAUGGGAGGUAAUUAAAAGGCUAAUUGGAGGGUG